Molecule: messenger RNA, 4284 nt
Organism: Phacochoerus africanus (Common warthog)
Lineage: Eukaryota; Metazoa; Chordata; Mammalia; Artiodactyla; Suidae
Gene: FTO
Product: FTO alpha-ketoglutarate dependent dioxygenase
Exons: 9
Coding region: 223-1740 (505 amino acids)
Biological process (GO): RNA repair; regulation of multicellular organism growth; DNA alkylation repair
Molecular function (GO): ferrous iron binding; mRNA N6-methyladenosine dioxygenase activity; broad specificity oxidative DNA demethylase activity
Source: RefSeq, a predicted model, not a curated record
CUACAAUCACCCAGCUGUUGGACCUGGGAAAUUCUCUUGCUCCAAACCCCGAGGCGAAUUCCGGCGUAGCCGCGGUGCGCUCUGGGAGUGGUAGUUCUCGCGGCUCCGAGAGCGAAUGGCGCCAGGCGGGAGCAAGAUCACGAGAGAACUACACAGAAGAGGCGGGGUCCAGGGCGCGGAAUCUACGCGGCUAGCAGUGGCGAAGGAGGCUAUAGCAGCAGCAUGAAGCGAACCCCAACCGCCGAGGAACGAGAGCGCGAAGCUAAGAAACUGAGGCUUCUUGAAGAGCUGGAAGACACUUGGCUUCCUUAUCUGACCCCCAAAGAUGAUGAAUUCUAUCAGCAGUGGCAGCUGAAAUAUCCUAAGCUAAUUCUCCGAGAAGCAGGCAGCGUCCCCGAGGGACUCCACAAAGAGGUUCAAGAAGCCUUCCUCGCGCUGCACAAGCAUGGCUGCUUAUUUCGGGACCUGGUCAGGAUCCAAGGCAAAGAUUUGCUCACGCCAGUAUCUCGCCUCCUCAUUGGUAACCCCGGCUGCACCUACAAGUACCUGAACACCAGGCUCUUCACGGUCCCCUGGCCAGUGAAGGGCUCUGAUGCAAAGUACAAUGAGGCCGAGAUAGGCGCCGCCUGCCAGACCUUCCUCAAGCUCAACGACUACCUGCAGAUUGAGACCAUCCAGGCGCUGGAGGAACUCGCUGCCAAGGAGAAAGCCAAUAUCGACACCGUGCCGGUGUGUAUAGGUCCAGAUUUCCCCAGGGUCGGCAUGGGGUCAUCCUUUGACGGCCAUGACGAGGUGGACAGGAAGAGCAGAGCCGCGUACAACCUAACUUUGUUGAACUUCAUGGAUCCCCAGAAAAUGCCGUACCUGAAAGAGGAGCCCUACUUUGGCAUGGGGAAGAUGGCUGUGAGCUGGCAUCAUGAUGAAAAUCUGGUGGACAGGUCAGCGGUGGCAGUGUACAAUUAUAGCUGUGAAGGCCCUGAAGAGGAAAGCGAGGAUGAUCCCCAGCUCGAAGGCAGAGAUCCCGAUGUGUGGCAUGUUGGCUUUAAGAUCUCAUGGGACAUAGAGACCCCUGGUUUGGCGAUACCCCUUCACCAAGGCGACUGCUACUUUAUGCUGGAUGAUCUCAAUGCCACCCACCAACACUGUGUUUUGGCUGGUUUACCACCCCGGUUUAGUUCCACCCACCGAGUGGCCGAGUGCUCGACGGGAACCUUGGAUUACAUCUUACAGCGCUGCCAGUUGGCCCUGCAGAAUGUCCGUGAUGAGGCCGACAGUGGUGAAGUCUCUUUGAAAUCCUUGGAGCCUGCGGUUUUGAAACAAGGAGAAGAAAUCCACAACGAGGUCGAGUUUGAGUGGCUGAGACAGUUUUGGUUUCAAGGCAAUCGAUACAAAAAGUGCACGGAUUGGUGGUGUCAACCCAUGACUCAGCUGGAAGAGCUUUGGAAGAAGAUGGAAGGUGCGACCCGUGCUGUGCUUCGUGAAGUUAGAAGAGAGGGGGCCCCUGUGGAACAGAGCAGUGACAUCCUGACUGCCAUCCUAGCCGUGCUCACCACUCGCCAGAACCUGAGGAGGGAGUGGCAUGCCAGGUGCCAGUCCCGAAUUGCCCGAACUCUGCCCGUGGACCAGAAGCCAGAAUGCCGGCCGUAUUGGGAAAAGGAUGAUCCCUCCAUGCCUCUGCCGUUUGAUCUCACAGACACUGUGGCCGAACUCAGAGGUCUGCUUCUGGAAGCCAAACCCUAGAGAAAGAGCCCAAGUCUCAGGUGGAGGAGGAAAGGAUAUGUUUUGGCUUCUCUCCUCCAACCUUGUCCAGGGCUUAGGCAAGGGCAGUGUGGGUAGACUUGGCCUUGCGAUUACAGAACAUGAGACCCAGUGGCAAACAGCUAGCCCGGGGCCUGUGAAUACUCAAAUGCUUAAAGAGUGACCCAGUGUGACAGUGAUUUGGUAUUAAAUGAGAAAUCUCCCCGCAAACUAUUCCCCACUUAGUUUUUAAAUGGGAGGCAUUCUGCUUGCAAGGCCUGGGAAGCCUGUGGUGGCACCUAACCUACUUUCCUCCUUCUCAGGCCUUUUCAGAGACUCGGCAGGGAGUCACUGAAGGGAAGUCAGAACUCAGAGACAUUUAGCCCAUUUUUUUCAACCACACCCUUUAGAGGCUGUGCAGUCCAAUAUGGCAGCCACUAGGUUGAUGUGGCUUCUUGAAUUUAAAUUCAAUUUUAAUUAUAAUUAAAAGUUCAGGAGUUCCUGUGGUGGCCCAGCGAUAAUGAGCCUGACCAGUAUCCAUGAGGAUGCUGGUUCCAUCCCUGGCCUCACUCAGUGGGUUAAGAAUCCGGGGUUGCCGUGAGCUGUGGUGUAGGUCGCAGACGCGGCUCGGAUCCCCUGUUGCUGUGGUGUAGGCUGGCAGCUGCAGCUCUGAUUCGACCCCUAGCCUGGGAACUAACAUAUGCCAUGGGUGUGGCCCUAAAAAAGACCAAAAAAAAAAAAACUUUCAAUUCCUCAGUUGCACAAGCCACAUUUCAAAUGCUUAAGAGCUGCAUAUGGGCUAGGGGCUACCAUACUAGAAACAGAACAUUUUUGUCAUUCUAGAAAGUCCUCCAUGCCAGUAUUUCUCUCAAAAAUUUGAGAGCAGGAGAUUGUUUUCCACGUGUCUGGAGCUGCUCCCCCAACAGGUGAAAUAAAUUAAGAGAACUGCCUCAUGGAAGAGUGAACUCUUUCUCUUAAGACAGCCCCCAGUAAGAAGUCUGGGCUUUGAGUCCUGUACCCUACACACAGAAAUGGAGAGGUGUUGAAAAUUAAAAUAAAGUUGACCUCCUGUCUUAUGGAAGCUUCCAUGAUCUACUUAAUAGAAGAGACACGGCCCUAUUUCCAUGGCUUCCGGGAUUUAGCCAGCAUACCAUGUAUUUUUCUAUAAUUCCCCCGUCACACAUAGUGACAGGUGGAAUUGAGGUGGGAAGAACCCUCGUACCCCAUCCCGAUGAUGUUGGAACAGCAGAGAGACGAUACAGAGGUUCAUUGGGCUUUGGUUUUCCAGUGCCUGGAUCCAAACACCCACUAGCUUGUGACCUUUGUUGUGUCAUCGUGCCUUGGUUUCCUCUUCUGUGUAAUGGGGAUACUCCAGGCACCACCGACUCGCAAGGUGAAGAGGAAACGAAAUAACCUAUCUACAGACUUAGGAAUGGCUUCUGACUUAGCUACAGACUUAGGAACAACUUCUGACACGUAGUUAGAUACCCAGUAAAUAUUAGUAUUGUUAUCUAUCAGUAAGCUGAGCUGCGGUAGGCAUUCUCCCCUCCCUUCCUCCAUCCUUGCGCCAGUCUUGUCUUGUGAUGCCAUGAACACAUCACUCCCUUUUGGACCUGACUCCCACCCUCUGAGGACCCUCAGAAAUCCUGAGACGAGUUAGCCCCCCUCCCCAGACUCCUCCUGUAGUUGUUUGCCGUAGUUGGGAAGCCAGAGAGCCAGACUCCUCCCACCGUCAGCAUCUCACUGGUUCAAGGAGAGGUUCAGUCAGUCAUUCACGUGGAGUUCGCCCCAGAGAGAUCACAUUAUGCAAAGCAGCUGAGGUUUCAUCAUCGUGUGACUUGAGACUCUGAGACCUUUGGAUAAAUUCCCCGAUGUCCUUGGGCCUCCAUCUCUGGAUCAGUAAAAGAGAGAUGAGUUCCCCUGUGGCUCACCGGGUUAAGGACCCAGCGGCUCAGGUCACUGCUAGGUGCGGGUUUGAUCCCUGGGCCCAGAACUUCCAUGUGCCAUGGGCGCUGCCAAGCAGGAUCGUUGGAGAGAGAAAAUGAAAUCAUGUAGAUAAGGCGUAUGGGGCACAGAGAGGUCACCGGCAGGGCAGAGCAGCCUAGCGUUUUAGUUAACCCCCACGACGUUUGUUCCUUGUUCUAGUUCAGCGGGUACCAAUAUUUUAAAAUUGGGAGAUUUCAUACAAAAGAAAACUGUGUGCAUUCUCUUUAGAAUUCAGAACACCUGGUAGCCCUACCCCUCCACCCCGGCCUGGCAAAGAGCUAGUAGCAUCCUGUCUCUCUCAGGCGAGGUAUGAACUCUCUGUGGCCCCCCUUUCUCCCUAUUUCUACAUUUAUUGUGAACCUGAUUGGCUUUACCCCUUCACGUCAGCUCCAAACCUGCUCGCUUGCACCCCUAGUGUAGAAAAAAAUGAUACUGUUUCGUGCGUACCCCAUUAUCUGUGUGUUACUAUGGAGCUAUAUUGUGACUGCUUGUAACUCAUGUGUCAUGGACAUGGUAAAACAUUCAUAAAUAAUAAAAAUAUUAUAAGGACACAAUAAGAAA